ACUUCCGGUAUCGAUUAAGUUUUUUACUCGUUCGAUGAACAUUUCGACUUCGUACUUGUAUAUAUAUACUGUACAUAAUGUUGUCGAGAAACACCCCUUUUCAUAUUAAUAUUGUAAAAAAAAAACCCAAAAAAACCCAAAAAACAAAGCAAUCAAUUAGCCUACAUUUUGUACUUAUCCUUAAAUAUUUUUUCCCCUUCGCAAUAAUUUGACAGUUUGAUCCACUUGACUAGUUAUAAAGUGAAAGCAGCAUGAAUAUCAUAAAUGAAGAGACUCAGUUUGAAACGAAAACUUGGUGUUAUCGAGGAAAAGUCGUCAAUUCAGUCUGUCCGAAAGACUUCCACAGAGACAGGAACUAGAGCCAGGCCACUGGAAAUCAUUCAUUCUGAAAAAAUUGAACCACCACUACAGACGAGACAGACACCAUUCCCGGCAUAUGUGUCCUCCCCAAAGUUGCAGCGUGACGAUGUGGAGAGGUCAACAGACACUUCAUCUUUUCCACCCAUGUGCCAGUUGUGCAGGAAACGUAAACCACCUCCCAAUGACUUCACACAAAAUUGCACAACACUGACUACAGAUGAAUUGCUUAAAACUUCAGUCCAGCAAGCAAAGAAAGGGAGGUCACCCUUACCAGAAAUAAAACUCGAACCAUCUCCCAGUAAAAGCACCAUAUCACAGUGCCCAAUGUGCAACAAGGAAUUUGAUUCAAGUUUCACCAUGCUUGGUGUGGACAGUCACUUAGCUAACUGCUUAUCUUCUACAGAUGACGAUGAUGUACACUGGUAGCCAGUUCAUAGUGGAGACUCUGUGAAAUAACCCUAUUGUGUUCAUUUUUUUCUUUUUAAAAGUGAAAAUAAUAAAAAAAAAAUUAAAAUAAAAUAAAAA
This is a messenger RNA of Ostrea edulis (European flat oyster), 885 nucleotides long. RefSeq lists its product as uncharacterized. Lineage: Eukaryota; Metazoa; Mollusca; Bivalvia; Ostreida; Ostreidae. Gene Ontology annotation, molecular function: ubiquitin binding. The transcript is spliced from 5 exons. The record is from RefSeq and is a predicted model, not a curated record. The coding region runs from base 265 to 786 and encodes 173 amino acids.